Messenger RNA from Protopterus annectens (West African lungfish), 3423 nucleotides. It is a transcript of the gene CDKN2AIP, whose product is annotated as CDKN2A interacting protein. Gene Ontology annotation, cellular component: nucleoplasm; nucleolus. Lineage: Eukaryota; Metazoa; Chordata; Ceratodontiformes; Protopteridae. The record is from RefSeq and is a predicted model, not a curated record. The transcript has 3 exons. The coding region runs from base 73 to 1551 and encodes 492 amino acids.
UUUUAAUGUCUUGAUUUUUUUUUUAACGGGCAAAAUCUAAUGCUACUGUAAACUUUUUGGUUGUGUGUACUGAUGAAUACUAAUGAGGGUGAAAAGGAGGAGGAUUCAGCUCCGGCGAACGGGGUGCUGGGCGACCGUUUGCAGUUGGCAGAGUGGUUGGAAUUGGUCAGGGGAGACUGCGAAUCAGACAAGCACUGGCUGGCGCGGAGACAGUUCAUUUUGAACAAUGUGGACUUGUAUAAUAUAAUAUCCUCUGAUGGCAAUGUUGUCAGUAAUUCUCAGUCAGACCGAUUACUCUCGCUCUCCAUGGUUUGGGCAAACCACGUAUUCAUGGGUUGUCAGUAUUCCAAAAAAGUAAUGGAGAAGGUGUAUGAAAUGGCAAAAGGCAUUAAAGUGGCAGAUGCUCCAAUCCAUACAACAAGAGAUGAACUGGUUGCCAAGGUGAAGAAAAGAGGGCUUUCAAGUAGCAAUGAAAGUGGAGAGGAAGCAUGCAAAAGGAUAGCACUAAAUGUUGGUGACAUUGUAUCAGAAAGUACUGGAGGUGAAGUCCAUGCUGACAGAAUGGUUACUGAUCAUGAAUCUCAGAAUCCAAGCAGUUCUGCAUCCAGUCAGUCAGAGAAGCUGUCACAGGAAUUGCCGAGGGAUUUGCCAGAUUAUGACACACCAUCCACCAGUUCAAGCAAAGAAAAACAUUUGGAUGGCUUACAGUCCUUGAAAAAUAAGAGCGAGAUGUGCAGAGACCAUGCUGUGGUAAGUUUAUCUACCACCAGUUCAAGCCAAUUUGAGUCCAUUGCGGAUACACUUUCUGUGGAAGCUCAAUACGAGACGCACAGAGAAAAUACUGUAAUGAAUCUUUUGUCUUCCUUACCAUUAAAAUCCGUUUCACAUUUGUCUGACUUUUAUCAAAAUAUACAGUCCAAAAGUCACGCCACUUCUGCAGCUUGUGAAAGAAACCAACCACAGGAGAAGGUGAAAGUAGUGGAAAAGACUACGUUACCUAGAAAUGAACAGGAAAAUGUACAAGAAGUGGCAAAGAGUAUAUUACCCACAAAGGAAACUGCUAAACUGUUUUGCAGGUUAACUCAAGAAACAGUCAAAGAAAAGCAGCCGUUCUACAACAAGUUGUACAAAGCUGUGGCUUGGAAGCUAGUAGCAGUUGGAGGCUUCAGUCCAAAAGUAAAUUUUGUGCAGGUUCUAAACUCGUGUGUUGAGUCUCUCAAAGCAACCUUAGAUUGCUUUUACAUUCCACUGAAAGAGGUUGCUGAUUUGCCUCAAAACAAAUGCGCUCAGGAUAGUAUAGGCUGUGAGCUAAGAUGCAAAGCUGUUUACUUGGGCACUGGUCGUGGGAAAUGCAAAGAUGAUGCAAAGUUAGUUGCCUCCAGAGAGGCCUUAAAAUUGUUCUUGAAGAAGAAGGUUAUAGUAAAAAUUUGCAAAAGAAAGUAUCAGGGUAGUGAAGUAGAUGACUUGGUCUUGCUGGAUGAGGAUUCAAAGCCAGCCAUCUUAGCUCCUGCACUAAGAAAUCCUCAAGAAGUAUUCCAGAAUAUAGUGUAGGAACUGUUUGCUGGUUAAAAAAAUAAAACAGGAGCAAAAAUAACUUGUGGUAUUUACUGAAGCAGACCUAUAAUGAAAUUCUUCCUUGACAUGUUUUAUUGCUUCUGUUAACAACAAAAAGUGGGCACAUGUAUAUUUUUUAAAGUUUUACACACUUAAUUCUGCUGACCAUCCUAGUUAAAUGUUUUACCCAUCUCUGAGCAAUAGCUAUUGAAGACCGAUCCUGCUUGCCUUAUCAGAAGAUGCAUAUUUCUUUGCUAAUUGUAUUUAGAGAUAUCAUUUUUAUUUUUUUACUAAAUUCUAUAAGCCUUAGUGCUAUAUAGUGUUCUCCAUUAGUGUAUAUUAGCUGUUACUGUGCCCAUCAAUAAAGCAGGCAGCUGAAGUGCACUGAAGUUCAGCAUAAUCUUAAAAAUAAAAUAUAGGUGUACAAUAUGCAUUUAGUGAGCAGUGUUCUUAGUUUUCUGAUCAUGCUCUCUCUUCCCAGAAAAUGGUAGAAAUGUUUAUUUUAUAGUUUUUAAGAGUUGAUUUAGCAUUCUGUUUUGUAUUUUGUGUUCUUUUAAAUUCUUUCUGAACUUCAUAUUUGUCGUCCGUAUCUAAGCUUUAAUGUAAAGAAAGUUAACACUAGAUACCGAAAAUGCCUCUUGUUUAAAACUCCAAACUUAAUUAUAUGAGAACUGGACAGCAAAUGAUUUUUUUCUGUCAAUAAAUUUGAAGGAUGUUUGGCUGAAAACGAAGUACACUCUUGGCUGCAGGAAAAACCUGCUAUCUGCUUUUAUAAGUUCUGGUAUAGAUCAGUCUAUCAGACUGAAUGGAGUAGAAAAAUGCAGAGCAGAGUUGCUUUCUUUGGUAUUUGUGUGUGGUUUGUUAUGCAGUUUCUUAGAAUAUGAAAGGAGUGAGGUUUUAAUGUGAUGCCAUGAAUCUCAUAUUUUAUAAAUUAUUGAUACCAUAGUCAAGUACUGUGAUUUUUUUUUUUUUUUUUUUUACAUUUAUGCAUUUUAUUCUACUGAAAGUAUAAAUCCUUCUCACCAUUGGUGGUUCUUCCUCAAACAUUAUAUAACAUGUGUAACUUGUUAAUUUCGCCAUGCAGUCACUGAAAUUCACAUGAGUACAGAAAAUACAUAAGAAACUUUGACUAGAGAGUCAUAAAAUCAGGAUGGUACAGUGGUACAAAGGUUAUGGUUUCUUCCCUACACUGCUUGGUUCUCUGGUUCAUUUCUCAACUGCACAUCUCCCUGUAUCCAUGUUUUUGUUUUUUUUUUUUGGGGGGGGGGGGGGGGUGUAGCUUGUUCUCACAUCCAAAAGACAUGCCAGUAAUUCAGUUGACAAUUUGAAAUUUCCCAUAGGUGAGAAUUUUGUCUGUACCACAUGAACUGGCAUCCAGUCCAGAAUUCUUUCUAAACUUUGCCUCCCUAGCUUUCCAGGAUUGACCCCUGCUCCCCAUAACCUAAAACAGGAUAAACUGAUAUUUAAAAAUGUAUGAAUACUAUAGCAAUAAUCUGGUCUUUGUUUGCAGCUUGGGCUAUUAAAGAUGGGCUGUCAUGCCUUUUCAUGUAUAGAUUGGGGGGGGGGGGGUAGUCCUCCAUCUUGCAGUUUGCAUAGUACUAGAUAGCAAUCUCUUUGGAUAGCAGUAUUCCUGCACAUUAUAAAGAAGACUGAUCAGACUACUGCAGGAAGGAAGUAACUUGGUUUAUUCAACCACCUGGAGUUCACAUGUCCUGUGACUUUCUUAGGAAGAAAACCUACUGACUGCUGUGUUGGGGUCACUAACAGUAGAUAAGUUUUUGUUGUCUUGACCAUCUUUCAUAAAUUAAAAUAUUUCACUUUGUUCUGUUACAUAACGGAAUUAAAUUAAUUAAACAUGUUAUUCUCUUA